This is a messenger RNA of Nycticebus coucang (slow loris), 3741 nucleotides long. It is a transcript of the gene DDX47, whose product is annotated as DEAD-box helicase 47. The transcript has 12 exons. Lineage: Eukaryota; Metazoa; Chordata; Mammalia; Primates; Lorisidae. Gene Ontology annotation, molecular function: ATP binding; RNA helicase activity; nucleic acid binding. Bases 21 to 1376 code for a protein of 451 amino acids. The record is from RefSeq and is a predicted model, not a curated record.
UCCGGACACCCACGGACAAGAUGGCUGCCCCCGAGGAGCAUGGAGACCCCCAGCCGGCAGUGGAGGAGGAGGAAAUUAAAACAUUUAAAGAAUUGGGUGUAACAGAUGUAUUGUGUGAAGCUUGUGACCAGUUGGGAUGGGCAAAGCCCACCAAGAUACAGAUCGAAGCUAUUCCUUUGGCCUUACAAGGUCGUGAUAUCAUUGGGCUAGCAGAAACCGGCUCUGGAAAAACAGGGGCUUUUGCUUUGCCCAUUCUGAAUGCGCUGCUGGAGACACCCCAGCGUUUAUUUGCUCUCGUUCUCACUCCCACUCGCGAGCUGGCUUUUCAGAUCUCAGAGCAGUUUGAAGCCCUGGGGUCCUCUAUUGGAGUGCAGUGUGCUGUGAUUGUGGGUGGAAUUGAUUCAAUGUCUCAAUCUCUGGCCCUGGCAAAAAAACCACAUAUAAUAAUUGCAACUCCUGGUCGACUAAUUGACCAUCUGGAAAAUACAAAAGGCUUCAACUUAAGAGCUCUCAAAUACUUGGUCAUGGAUGAAGCUGAUCGAAUAUUGAACAUGGAUUUUGAGACAGAGGUUGACAAGAUCCUCAAAGUGAUUCCCCGAGAUCGGAAAACAUUUCUCUACUCUGCUACCAUGACCAAGAAGGUGCAAAAGCUUCAGCGAGCAGCUCUGAAGAAUCCUGUGAAAUGUGCUGUUUCCUCUAAAUACCAGACAGUUGAGAAAUUACAGCAAUACUAUCUUUUUAUUCCUUCUAAAUUCAAGGAUACCUACCUGGUCUAUAUUUUAAAUGAAUUGGCUGGAAACUCCUUUAUGAUAUUCUGUAGCACCUGUAACUAUACUCAGAGAACAGCUUUGCUACUCCGAAAUCUUGGAUUCACUGCCAUCCCCCUCCAUGGACAGAUGAGUCAGAGUAAGCGCUUGGGAUCCCUUAAUAAAUUUAAGGCAAAGGCUCGUUCCAUUCUUCUAGCGACCGACGUUGCAAGCCGAGGUUUGGACAUACCCCACGUGGAUGUAGUUGUCAACUUUGACAUUCCUACACAUUCCAAAGAUUAUAUCCAUCGAGUAGGUCGAACAGCUAGAGCUGGGCGCUCUGGAAAGGCUAUUACUUUUGUCACACAGUAUGAUGUGGAGCUCUUCCAACGCAUAGAACACUUAAUUGGGAAGAAACUUCCUGUCUUUCCAACACAGGAUGAUGAGGUUAUGAUGUUGACAGAACGUGUGACUGAAGCCCAAAGAUUUGCCCGAAUGGAGUUAAGGGAACAUGGAGAAAAGAAGAAACGCACGCGAGAGGAUGCUGGGGACAAUGAUGACACAGAGGGUGCUCUAGGUGUCAGGAACAAGGUGGCUGGAGGAAAAAUGAAGAAACGGAAAGGCCGCUAAUCGCUUUUAUGAAGACUUGAAUUCUGCUUUCUUUUCUGUAAAAGAGAAUUGAAGAAGAGAAUGACAUCUCUGCCAACAGAGUUCCUCAGACUGAAUCUGUCAGCGUUAUGGCCAGAAUGUGCUCAGCUAAUUCAGCGCUCAUUCCCUGGAGUGUCCUGACUGCAGGAUCACUUUUACAGUACUCCUGUGGAGACCGUUACUGUUCCUCAGCUUUGAUUCCUUGCCUGUGGCAUCAAUAGGUGUGCCUUUCUGUCACUUCACACAGACUUUUUACCUUUUUUAGCUGCAAGUCAAGGACUAGGUUGAUGAAGCCCAUGACCUGUAAUGGAAAAGGAAAGAAGCUUGGACGUCUGUAAGAGAUACUUAAGCCAUCUCAGCUUAUGCCUCGUUAGACCAAACGUGAAACAAUAACUUUAAAUACUAUUUUUAAAAGAUUCAUGCUCCUUAAAAACCUUGGGGUUGAAGAACUUUAUAAAUUUAAGUGAGAUUUUGCUAGUAAGUCAGAAUUGAUAGUGGCAGUUACAUGGGUAAUUCCUUCAGUUAGAAUAAACAUUUAUGACAUUAAAAAAAAAAAUCAAGAAACAAGUGAUGGAUGUCUUUGAAAGAGAAGUCUUACUUAGAAGAGGUUGUGUUUUUUUGAGAGGGAUGAGCAAAACCCGGUAAGACUGCAGAGGUCUUUCACAUCCAUAAAUAGAUUCACUUCUCUGUUCCCUGGGAUAAGCGUGUGGGUAGAAGGACUGGUUUCCUACGUAGAACUCUUAUCCUAGGUGAUGACAGUAAAAUCAGUAUGCAUCAGAAACGUAUGUUACUUCUAACACCUAAUUUCAUCCGCUUGUCACGGGUGCCCAUUGGCUGCUCUCUUCCCUCUUUUGUCCCCAUCUGUUGGAUGGUCAAAUUCAGGAGCUGUAGUGCUGGGUCCUUAGCUCCUGGGGAGGAAGUAGACACCUGCACUGUAGGGACUGGAGAAGGGAGAGUUGCCGCAAAUCACAAACAACUUCAGGCUUCCCAGUCCUGAACAAUGUUGUGUUCUCAGGGCCGUCUCACACGAAGAUACCUAAUAAUUUUUGUUGACUCUAACAAUUUUAUUAGAAGAGAGUGUGUCUGGAGUGGCUAAACCAGGGUAAAAACCUUAAGAAUCACUGAUGGAUUAAGUGUGGGAGUGGAGUUUGAUAGAAGAGAAACUUGUCAUAUACAUUAUAAAGGAAAGUGCACUUUCCCGAGCAUCUGGUGAGACCUGAAAAGCACAGGCAGUAAAUUCCCUGUGGUGACCCUGAGGUGGACUAUUCAGUGCAGGAAGAUCUCUGUAAACACAGGGAUGAGGUGCUUUCUACCACCGUGUAGCCCAAGAGCAGUGGCUAUGGAGAAGGCAUUUGUUAUGAAUGGAAAUACAGUGUGUGGCUUGUUCUGUUGUUUAGUUUGUUCUAAAUUCACUACUGCUCGUUAUGGUACAUUUGCACAAAGGAUAAGGCAGAGGAGUCAGGAAGCAGUGAGGACAAGGAAAGGAAGAAAGAAGUAGACGACAAAGGUGGCGCUUGUGGCUCAAAGGAGUAGGGCACCAGCCCCAUAUACUAGAGGUGGCGGGUUCAAACCCGCCCUGGCCAAAAACUGCAAAAACAAACAAAAGGAAGUAGACAACAAAAAGAGGUGAAUAGUUGGGCGGAAGUAGGGCACCGGCCCCGUAUACCAAACCUGGCCCGGCCCAAAAACUGCAAAAAAAAAAUAGUUGAGUGAGGCUAUACUUGAGACUGUUAUGAGUUGUCCCACUUGGGACUAAUUCUCCAGUUACAUAGUAUAUUCCUGAUGGGACUCUCCAGGGUGGCUUAGGACAGCACCUCUAUGUCAGCCAGUUGCUGUUACAACUCACUGGGGGACUUUAGAUUCAUGUUGAAAUUGAAUUGGGGUACCAGUAGGGGUAAAGAGGAGAUUGGAAUUAUCCUCAAGGAUAUCUGAACUUUCACAUGCCUGAGGUAUAUGCGUAUUUCUAGGGAGACUAAAAAAGUUAAAAACCACUGCUCUGAAGCUUAAACUGCUGUCUCUAAUGUAUAUGCAUAAUUAUGCUUUGCUAGGAUGAGAAGAUAGGAUACCGAUAGAAGAAAUGUGCGUGGAUGUAUCUUCAGGCAUAUUCAUAGGUCCAGAGCAUAAACUAGAAUCCCAAACAGAAAAAGCACAGAUGCCACUGUGAAGGGCAGGAGGCACAAAAACAAAUAAAUGUGACUCAUUUGUAAAUGACAACAAACUGGGUGCAGUGGCUCGCACCUGUAAUCCUAGCACUUUGGGAGGCCAAGGUGGGAGGAUCACUUGAGACCAGGAGUUUGAGACUAGCCUGGACAACCCAUCUCUACAAAAAAUAAAAAAAUUAGUCAGA